Oryzias latipes (Japanese medaka) is the source of this 1214-nucleotide messenger RNA. RefSeq names its product PTTG1 interacting protein a (gene pttg1ipa). Gene Ontology annotation, cellular component: cytoplasm; nucleus. The record is from RefSeq and is a predicted model, not a curated record. Lineage: Eukaryota; Metazoa; Chordata; Actinopteri; Beloniformes; Adrianichthyidae. Gene Ontology annotation, biological process: protein import into nucleus.
AAAACCGUGCGUCACUACCUGGCUUUUAGUUCCUUCUGGGCACGUUCGCUUUGGAGUUCCUGUUGUCGAGAGGACCAAACCUUUUUCUCUCUGGAUUCUCGCUUUCCUUCGUCUUGUCGAUUGUAAAGUUCAUAGGAACGACGCUGCGAGUGGUCUGCGUCCUGUGCGUCUGUCUGGGAAUGAUGGAUUCUCGGGUUUUACUCGCAGCUCUCCUGCUUGUUUUCGGCUUGGCGUCAGUUCUUGCUCAGUCCUCACCUGAUGACGUGUGCGAGAAGAAAAAUGCUACAAACUGUGAGGAAUGUCUGAAAAAUGUCUCGUGCUUGUGGUGCAUUAAAACCAAGUCAUGUGUAACUUAUCCAGCGAAGACCAUCCUUCCACCCCAUGCUCUUUGCCCACUGAAUGAUGCACGCUGGGGGCUCUGCAUGAUGAAUUUUCAGACCCUGAUCAUCACGCUGGCAGUGCUUGGUGGCGUAAUCAUCAUUGCUCUCCUGGUGUGCAUGUUCUGUUGCUGCAAGUGUGAGAGCUUUGGAUCCACAAGAUUUGAAAACAAAAUGCAGAGAAGAGGCGAUAAGGCAAAGACCAAGCAGGAGCAAAGGACUGCAGAGAUGAAACAGAGACAUCAGGAAAUCCGACAGAAAUAUGGCCUCAAUGGACCAAAUCCCUACUCAAGAUUUGCAUGAGAUCCAAGGAAGGAGAUUUGAAGCCAAGGACACAGCUGUCAACCCACAACCUGGUUCUAUAAACAAAUGAGACCCACUAAAGUCAUCAAUAGUUGCAAAACUCUCAACAAAAAUAUUUUACUGUAUCAUUCUGCUCUUUUUUAAGAGUGCUGUGGAGCAAUGACCAAUGAUGAUGUGUCCAUUGAUGCUUGCAGCUGUAGUGUUUUUCAAAACGUAUUUAUUAAUUAAUUACUUUUUUCAGAUCACUCUCCUAGCUUGAUGCUAAUUUUAACUAUUAACUUUCCACUUAAAACUGUUGUACCUGUUCCAAGUUUUUGAAAGCAGGGUUUUAUGUUUUUAGUGCAUUUUCCGUAACUAGAAUGUUUACUUUUUUAUUGAUGGUUUCAGAAAAUGUAUUAAAAUUUAGGAAUUUUGAAAGAAACCUUAAUCCCAUACAGAUAUGUGAUGUUAUUAUAACUUUAUUAUUAAUACCCUAAUUUGAAUGUUAUGUUUUCCAUAAAGACUCAAUAAAGUAUUGAGACUGAUUAAACCUGG